CAACCUGUAGUACAAGGUAUCGAGCGAUAUAAAAAUCUGACAAAGUUGCCAUAGUACCAUGGGACUAUCAUAGUGUAGAAAUGGUAGAAUUUGGUUCGGUAGAUCCGGCUGCACUGAUACUGGCGACUUUGGCCAUAGCAGUGUCCGCAGAACAGCUCGCAAGAGAUAGUUUCAACAGACAAAUCUUACAGCUUCGAAAAAUUACAGCUUAUCUCAUAACUUCUGACCAUGGCAGCAACUCUCAACGACAUCUCGAAACUCUCAGUGAUGCUCAAUUGUUAUUGGCAAUUGAGAAUGGACUUACUGCAGUUGAGUUCAUAUGCAAUGGAUCACAUCCGGCAUCCUGGGGGAUUUUACGAAAAUUUCCAAGUUCUGUUCUGAUGAGAAUGCAGGUAUGGUGCAUUCGAAGGAACUUCGGUAUAGGAGCUGUUAUUACUAGCAUAUGUGGCUGGUGGUUUGGAUAUCUAUUGUGGAUUUACUAUCAAAUUGUUAAAACGGCCGGAUGCUACGAGUGGAAGAAAGGAAGGUGGUGGCUGUGGAGUUCUGGAGGACAUCAUAGCUCAGGAUACUCUGGGAAGCAGUAUGAUAAAUGCAUCAAAAACUUACUCUUACAACUCGGAUGGGCAACGCCAAAAGACACUAUAUAUUGCAUUGAGUGGAUUGCUUGGCUGGGAUCAAGAGCAGAAUCUGAAUACACUGGACCGUGCACAGCAUCACAAAUUGCAUCUUGUCAGCAGGUAACCCUAGGAGCAGUUCUUUGCGAUGUAGCACUGUUACAUAAUAACCACGAUAUCGGAAAACGAAUAUUUGUUAUGAUCCACUUGGGCUACGUAGAGAUUGUUAAUGACGGCCAAGGCUUUGAAGUCAGGUUUCCAGAUGUGCUAUUGGGAUUCGGAAUUAAUCGAAUCAUUCAAUACUAUAGGGACUGUAGAACAAAAGACCAGAAGUUUUAUGACAUAUUAACAUCAGCAAUAUUUGGAGAAGUUGAAAUUCCACCAAACCUACCCUCAGUUUGGUGCGACUGGCACGAGCAUGACGGUGCAGAUAUAUGCAAUUGGAGAGGUCGACCGAUACUGAUACUCAGUGGCCAUGAGUUAAAGAUUAUGGCUAUAUCCGGAAACUUGAACCAAAAAAGAUGUCUGGUAGUAGACUGUAUUGAAAAUGUGCAAGACCUUUUAUCCAUCAAUGCUUCUAGUAUUGAUGCCGUUGUUGAAUAUGAUGGUGAUAUUGACAGCUGUGUCAACAGAAUUAUGAAUUCUUCUUUCAUUAUUUUCGUACAGAAGAAACAAACCCAAUUUAUUUGAACCAACUACAGCGUUGCUGCAAAUAUGAUCUCCU
Messenger RNA from Umbelopsis ramanniana AG, 1338 nucleotides. RefSeq lists its product as uncharacterized. Lineage: Eukaryota; Fungi; Mucoromycota; Umbelopsidomycetes; Umbelopsidales; Umbelopsidaceae. Bases 81 to 1304 code for a protein of 407 amino acids. The record is from RefSeq and is a predicted model, not a curated record. The transcript has a single exon.